Molecule: messenger RNA, 1044 nt
Organism: Ahaetulla prasina
Lineage: Eukaryota; Metazoa; Chordata; Lepidosauria; Squamata; Colubridae
Gene: OPN1SW
Product: opsin 1, short wave sensitive
Exons: 5
Coding region: 4-1044 (346 amino acids)
Biological process (GO): G protein-coupled receptor signaling pathway; phototransduction; visual perception
Cellular component (GO): photoreceptor outer segment; membrane
Molecular function (GO): G protein-coupled receptor activity
Source: RefSeq, a predicted model, not a curated record
AGGAUGUCCGAAGAAGACGAAUUCUACCUCUAUGAAAACAUCUCCUCCGUGAAGCCCUGGGAUGGUCCCCAAUAUCAUAUCGCGCCCAUGUGGGCCUUCCAUUUCCAAACUGUCUUCAUGGGCCUGGUCUUCUUUGCCGGGACGCCCCUCAACGCCAUCAUCCUCUUCGUCACCAUCAAGUACAAGAAGUUGAGGCAGCCACUCAACUACAUCUUGGUCAACAUCUCCUUUGCCGGAUUUAUCGUCUGCAUCUUUGCGAUUCUCGUGGUCUUCUUGUCCAGCUCUCAAGGUUACUUCUUCCUUGGUCGUCAGGUGUGCAAGAUGGAGGCCUUCCUAGGCACCGUGACAGGUCUGGUCAUCGGUUGGUCCUUGGCCUUCCUCGCCUUCGAACGUUACAUCGUGAUCUGCAAGCCACUGGGGAACUUCCGUUUCAACGCCAAACAUGCUCUGAUAGUGGUGGUGACCACGUGGGUCAUUGGAAUUGGGGUCUCCAUCCCCCCCUUCUUCGGCUGGAGCAGGUACCUCCCGGAAGGGCUGCAGUGUUCCUGCGGUCCCGACUGGUACACAGUGGGUACCAAAUACAAGAGCGAGUAUUACUCGUGGUUCCUCUUCAUCUUCUGCUUCGUCAUACCGCUCACCCUCAUCAUCUACUCCUACGCGCAGCUCCUGGGUGCCCUCCGGGCGGUAGCCGCUCAGCAACAAGAGUCGGCCACCACCCAGAAGGCCGAGCGGGAGGUCUCCCGUAUGGUGGUGGUGAUGAUAGGAUCCUUCUGCCUCUGCUACGUUCCAUACGCCGCCCUGGCCAUGUACAUGGUGAACAACCCACACCAUGGCCUCGACCUGCGCUUGGUCACCAUCCCUGCUUUCUUCUCCAAGAGCUCCUGCGUCUACAACCCCAUCAUCUACUGCUUCAUGAACAAACAGUUCCGUGCCUGCAUCAUGGAAACGGUGUGCGGCAAACCUAUGACGGACGACUCUGACGUGGUCUCUCAGAAGACAGAGGUUUCCUCAACAUCCUGCAGUCAAGUCAGCCCCAAGAGCUGA